AAAAAAAAAAAAUAGAGAAUUAAAGAUCGCGUUGCAACGAUACGCACCGGCUAAGAGCGCAUUAAAUCGCUGCGUUAAAUCGAAUCGGGCAGCGAAACACUUUGUGCACCCAGAAACCACAAGUGAUUUUUCGUAUAUAACAAAUUGCCACACAACACACAACUAAUCAAUAUAGAAACGUCUCCCUGUUUGUCCAUCUCUCUCUCUCCGAGUGUGUGUGUGUGUGAGUGUGUGUGCGUGCGUAUGUGUACUUGCCAGUGAGUGUUUUUUUGGUCCAUUCUUUGGUGCACAUAAUCAAAUUAGAUUGGAAAUAAACUAGAGUGCAAUUAAACUAAAAACAACAAGAGCAGCAACAACAACAGCUUCAAGAUGACCAUGGCUGGGCAAACAAUCAACGACAGGCUGCUCGCAGCUCGUCACAGCCUUGCGGGCCAAGGAUUGGCCAAAUCUGUGUGCAAGGCCACAACUGAGGAAUGCAUUGGGCCGAAGAAGAAGCAUUUGGAUUAUUUGGUGCAUUGCACAAAUGAACCGAAUGUGUCGAUACCGCAUUUGGCCAAUUUACUUAUCGAACGUUCACAGAACGCCAAUUGGGUGGUCGUCUAUAAAUCGCUGAUAACAACCCAUCAUUUGAUGGCAUAUGGCAAUGAGCGUUUCAUGCAAUAUCUCGCAUCGAGCAAUUCUACAUUCAAUCUCAGCUCCUUUCUGGACAAAGGAACUGUGCAAGAUGGUGGCAUGGGCGUUCCAGGUGGGAGAAUGGGUUAUGAUAUGUCGCCAUUCAUAAGACGCUAUGCCAAGUAUUUGAAUGAGAAAUCGCUCUCUUAUCGCGCCAUGGCUUUCGAUUUUUGUAAAGUGAAGCGCGGAAAAGAAGAGGGCUCGUUGCGUAAUAUGAACGCGGAAAAACUGUUGAAGACGCUGCCAGUUUUGCAGGCACAAUUGGAUGGAUUGCUCGAGUUUGAUUGCCAGUCCAAUGAUUUAACUAACGGUGUCAUCAACAUGAGCUUCAUGCUGCUGUUUCGCGAUUUAAUUCGUUUGUUUGCGUGCUAUAACGAUGGCAUUAUCAAUUUGCUGGAGAAAUACUUUGAUAUGAAUAAGAAGCAUGCACGCGAUGCUUUGGACUUGUACAAGAAGUUUUUGGUGCGCAUGGAUCGCGUGGGUGAAUUCCUUAAGGUGGCCGAGAAUGUGGGAAUUGAUAAGGGUGACAUACCCGAUUUAACGAAGGCGCCCAGUUCUCUUUUGGAUGCUUUGGAGCAGCAUUUGGCUACGCUCGAGGGACGCAAGGUGUCCGCUGCCAAUACGCCCACACAAUCGGCGAGCUAUCAACGCACGAAUGUUAAAUCCGCUGUCUCUGCACUCUCUUCAACUAGCUCGGCAUUUGGCACUGCGGCUGCGUCCAGUAAAUUUGAUACCACCAAUGGCAUUGAUGAGCAGCUCAAGGCUCAAGUGCUCGCCGAGGAGGAAGCCGCCAUGAAUCAGUACAAAUCCAAGUUAUCGUCGCCCACCAGUAGCGGUGCUGCUGGCGCUAGCGCUGCACUAACAAAUCCAUUUCUAUCGUCACCACCAGCCUCGCAGGCUGGUCAGCCGAUAGUUGAUCUGUUUGGUGCCGCGUCGGCACAGCCCGCUGCUGCUGCAGCAGCUGCGCCCCAGGCGCUUGCCACAAAGGCAUCCGACGAUUUGCUGCAGUUGGGCAAUCCGUUUGCUGACAUGUUCGAGGCCAGUGGCGGCAAUGCUGCCGCUGCCGCCGGAGCAACAGGUGCUGCAUUAAAUGCCAAUAAUUUAUGGAUGCAUAAUAACGGUUUCAAUGGCUCAACAGUUUCCUCCGCUGCUGCUACAAAUGCAUUCGUUUCCGAUAGUAAUUUUACGUCCGUUUUUGGUAAUACGGAACCAGCAGGCUUCGAUGCUUUGGGUGAUGUUAUGAAACCGGCCACAGCCAACAGCCAAAACAGCAAUCAAAUGAAUGUUGUCGCCACAGGUGCCGCCUACCAGGGUUACAAUAGCAGCAGUCCAGGCCUGACAUUACAACAGCAACAACAACAACAACUACAAAACUCACAACACCUACAGCAACAACAAAUGCAGCUCCAACAGCAGCAACAACUACAACAGCAAUCAGCUGGCACUGGCAAGAUCAUAACUGGCGAUCUGGAUAGUUCACUAAUGUCACUAGUUGAUAAUUUAAAUAUAAAUAAAACUGCAAGUGCAAAACCCGUGCAAUGGAAUUCACCUAAAAAUACAGCGAAACCAGGUGCUAAUUGGACACCACAACCAAUGGCGGCUACAACUGGUGCUGGCUAUCGUCCAAUGGCACAUGGCAUGACAGUAAGUCCUGCGCCAAUCACAAUCAAUCAUCCGUAUAUACAUGCUAGUUAUCCUGUAAUGCCAAAUUAUAUGCAGGGGAUGCCGGUGAUGAGUCAGCAGCCGAAUAUGCUGGCACAGGCAGCCCCUUUGACUGGGGGGCAGCCGACGAUGAUGGGCACGCCGCAAAGUAAUGCGGGUGCAGCGACGGGAAUUAUGCAACCCACGCAGGCGACACAGAAUGGAGGCAACAAAAACGUUCCACUUGAUCCAUUUGGGGCGUUAUAAGGCGCCAUCAUCAAACAAACACAGAAACACAAGCACACACACACAUUAAGCGCUAUAACCUCAUAGACAAGGAACAUUACGAAUACACAUACACACACACAUAAUAUAAUAUAUAUAAAUAUAUAUUUGCAGAUAUUAUAAAAGAAAAAGAUUCAUGAAAACAAAACUAAAAAUUAAAAAUGUUUACACUAUGCUGCGUGCGAAAUGAAAUGCUAAGAAUUCUAUUAUAAUGUUGAGCAUUUUGGGCAAAUACAAAACGAAAAACAGAAAAACGAACAUAAAAAUGAAAUUGCUAUAUACAUAUACAUAUAUUUAUAUUAAUACUAUAAAAUAUAUAAUGAGUUUGACUAUUUAUAUGUAUACAAACAAUUUACAUAACUGUAUGCAAACAUUUCCAUACAUAGCAAAAAUGAAACAAAUGAAAUAUAAAAAAGUAGCCUAUGUGAAAUAUACCUACAUAUUGUAUGUAAGCAAAAUACCUGUAGUUGUGUCCUGCGCCAAUCACUAAACCUAAAAACACCUAAAGCUAGAUAAACGAUACUUUGCAUGGAAUCUGUUAAUUACUGAAAUUAUUGAACACCGUCUAAACUUAAAUAUGGAAAAGUAAAAAUUACUUCUUUAUAGACGCCAUAAAGCUAUAAACUAUAUUAUAAUUAUGCUUAAGUGAGAGCAAAUCUGAAUGAAAAUGUCUUAGCGCCUCUUAACAUUUUGCAAUAUUUUAAUCCGUCUUUAAAAACUAAUACUAUUAUUGUUAUCUGUAGUCUAUGCUUCUUAUUUUCUUGUGUGCUACCAUACGAUUUUGUUAAUUGUUAAAAUUUUUUUGUUGAUUUCAAGGAGUCGGCAGUAUGGAAAAUGGAAAAGUGAAAGGUUACUCGUAUUUGUAAAGCAUUCCAAGCUAGUUUCAAUUUGGUCCCAAAUUACUUUUGUAUAUGUUAAGUAUUAUUUAAAUUUUGAAAUGAGAUGCAUUAUUAUUAUUAUUAUUAUUAUUGUAAAAAAUGAUUAGAAAGCAACUAUAUAUACAAUAAAUGUACGUACGUAUGUAUAAUAACUGCUUGCGGCAUUAUUUAAAGCAAACAUUCAUCUAUAUCUGUAGUUCAUUUUAAAAAUGUGUAAAUAACAUGAAAAGCGGCAACAUGCUGAAUUAUGUUUAAAUAAAAGUCGCAUAUAAUACACAA
Messenger RNA from Drosophila grimshawi, 3755 nucleotides. It is a transcript of the gene lap, whose product is annotated as phosphatidylinositol-binding clathrin assembly protein LAP. Gene Ontology annotation, cellular component: clathrin-coated vesicle; synaptic vesicle; extrinsic component of presynaptic endocytic zone membrane. The record is from RefSeq and is a predicted model, not a curated record. The coding region runs from base 370 to 2580 and encodes 736 amino acids. Gene Ontology annotation, molecular function: SNARE binding; phosphatidylinositol-4,5-bisphosphate binding; clathrin heavy chain binding. Lineage: Eukaryota; Metazoa; Arthropoda; Insecta; Diptera; Drosophilidae. The transcript has 15 exons. Gene Ontology annotation, biological process: clathrin coat assembly; synaptic vesicle budding from presynaptic endocytic zone membrane; clathrin-dependent endocytosis.